AUGAUGAAAUUCAAGGUGGCCGGCCUAGUGGCCGACCUGAUGCCAAACAUCAGGUUGAUCCAAGUGUCGGGGCAUUUUAUGUUCAACUACCAUGCUGACAAUUCUGGAGCGCUUCAUACGCUAAGGUUGGCCUACUCCUGCAUGCACCUAGUUCUUUGCUUGGUUCAGUUUGGAUGCAUAUUUGGUAACUUGGUGGUUGAAAAGGAUGAUGUGAAUGAUCUAGCAGCUAAUACAAUAACCAUUCUAUUUUUUACACAUUGUAUAACAAAGCUAAUUUAUUUUGCUGUUAGGUCAAAACUGUUUUAUAGAUGCUUAGGAAUAUGGAAUCAAGCGAACAGUCAUCCAUUAUUUGUAGAGUCAAACAACAGGUUCCACGCCUUAGCUCUAAAGAAGAUGAGAACCUUGUUGUACUGCGUUUGUGCGACAACCAUUGUAUCUGCGGCAGCGUGGACCGGAGUAACUUUUGUGGGGGACAGUGUACACAACAUACCGGAUCCUGACAACGAGAACGAGACUAUAACAGAAGAGAUCCCCAGGUUACCCGUCAGGUCAUGGUAUCCAUGGGAUGCAAUGUCUGGGAUGCCGUACUACAUUUCCUUAGUAUUCCAGAUUUACUACGUAUUCUUCUCUAUGGCUCAUUCAAAUCUCCUAGAUAGUCUGUUUUGCUCAUGGCUGAUUUUCGCUUGCGAGCAAUUACAGCAUUUGAAAGAAAUAAUGAAACCAUUGAUGGAACUAUCCGCAUCAUUGGAUACCUAUGUGCCCAAGAGUGCAGAUUUGUUCAGAGCACCAAGCGCAACUUCUCAAGAUAAUAUGAUAGAAAAUGUAGACUACAAUGCUAAAAACGAGGAGCUGAACCUGAAAGGCGUCUACAACGCCAGGCAGGAGCUGGGCGGUCACUUCCGGAGCGGAGCUCUUCAAACAUUCGGUCAAGGAGGCGGAGGAGUGGGUCCAAACGGUCUUAGCAAGAAACAAGAACUUAUGGUGAGAUCAGCGAUAAAGUACUGGGUAGAAAGGCAUAAGCACGUUGUGAGGCUUGUAACUGCCAUUGGUGAUGCUUACGGUGUAGCUUUACUGCUUCACAUGUUAACUGCAACUGUGAUGUUGACGCUGCUUGCGUACCAAGCUACCAAGAUCGACGGUGUCAACAAAUAUGCAGCAAGUGUUAUUGGUUACUUAGUGUACUCCUUAGCCCAAGUGUUCCACUUUUGUAUAUUUGGCAAUAGGCUUAUAGAAGAGAGCUCUUCAGUUAUGGAAGCAGCCUACAGCUGCCAUUGGUACGAUGGUUCCGAGGAGGCCAAAACGUUUGUACAGAUUGUCUGUCAGCAAUGCCAGAAAGCCAUGUCGAUAUCUGGAGCCAAGUUUUUCACAAUUUCUUUGGAUCUGUUCGCAUCGGUACUGGGUGCUACCGUAACCUAUUUCAUGGUGUUGGUGCAACUCAAAUAAAUUUCUUUCCUAAUGAAGGAGUUGCACUUCCUGCAAAUAUCUUUGCUGAUGUGAUGAAGGUGUAGGAAUAAUCAAAGUGUGUACCUGAUAUUUGAAGAAUAUGGUUGUACGUUGUAAUGAUAGGAAGCAUACGAUAUAAAUAUAUAUAAACAUGUAAAUAUAACUAUUGUAUAUGGUAUCUACUGCACAUACUCUACUGUGGCACGUGCACGGUCUCAUGUAAAGUAAAACC
This is a messenger RNA of Acanthoscelides obtectus, 1675 nucleotides long. The record is from the annotation of a GenBank genome assembly. NCBI's taxonomy places the organism in Eukaryota, Metazoa, Arthropoda, Insecta, Coleoptera, Chrysomelidae.